AGUAGCAGCAGCAGCAGGUUCAUUCUCUGCACCGCCAGCAGGUUUAAAGCUCUUCUACCAAAUGUUACGCUUCCUGCUGCUGUUUAGUCGCCAGGGAAAGCUGCGGCUGCAGAAAUGGUUUGUGGCAACAUCGGAGCGAGAGAAGAAGAAGGUGAUCCGUGACAUGAUGCUGUUAGUGAUGCCUCGUCAGCCUCGAACCUGCAACUUCCUGCAAUGGAAGGACCUAAAGAUUGUUUACAAAAGAUAUGCUAGUUUGUAUUUCUGCGCCGGUCUGGAGGAGCAGGAUAAUGAGCUGCUUGCUUUGGAAUUGCUGCACCGAUACGUUGAGUUGCUGGAUAAAUACUUUGGAAAUGUGUGUGAGCUGGACAUCAUCUUCAACUUUGAGAAGGCCUACUUCAUCCUGGAUGAGUUCCUUAUGAGCGGAGAAAUUUCAGAAACAUCUAAAUUUGCAGUGAACGCUUCCAUGGAGCAGGCAGACACACUUCAAGAGACGAUGGAGGAAUAUAUGAACAAACCUGCCUACUGAAGCGCGACCAGAACGUUCCUGCUUCCAGGUCUUCAGAGGUUUUGGUGAGUAAAUGGAGAAACAGGACAGUAAGGAAAAGAUAAAGUCGAUGCUUUAUUAACCUCAGGAAUGUCACAUAUGAACACAAUUAGGAAAGAAUGACAGAAAACACGCUAAGGAAAGAAACGGC
Molecule: messenger RNA, 695 nt
Organism: Cyprinodon variegatus (sheepshead minnow)
Lineage: Eukaryota; Metazoa; Chordata; Actinopteri; Cyprinodontiformes; Cyprinodontidae
Gene: ap1s3a
Product: AP-1 complex subunit sigma-3-like
Exons: 6
Coding region: 62-526 (154 amino acids)
Biological process (GO): vesicle-mediated transport; intracellular protein transport
Cellular component (GO): AP-1 adaptor complex; intracellular membrane-bounded organelle; membrane coat
Molecular function (GO): clathrin-cargo adaptor activity
Source: RefSeq, a predicted model, not a curated record